ACUUGUUGAUGGACACCCGUAACGUUUAAAAAAGUCCAUGCGGCAUACCGGACGCUGGUGGAAAGUGAAGCCGCCACAUUGCAUCCUCACAAUCCCACCCAGGUGCGGACUUCACUCUUUGUCCUGCUCAACGAACAUUGAACAGAAGCCGGGUUGAAUUAUUUUGCGUGCGCGGCAAGCGUUCCGUCGCGAAUACGCCACUUCUCUUCAACGUGUUCUUUCCUCUGCCGUUGACGGAGGCUCCUGGAUUUGUGAACCGGCCAGGGCUGAGUCCCGGUCCCGCAAGCGCCGGCCAUGAGCACCGACUACGCCUACGACGAGGAGGGCUACCUCUGGCCUUUCUUCGUCUUUACCCUCGCCCUGAUCAUCACACUUCCUCUCACAUACCUACUAGUUAAUCGGUCGCGAGACCCAGCCGCCUCCUUCCCACGCAUCCAAACCAACUUCAAACAUGCCCACGCGGACACGGUCGAUUCCCUGCGCAAGCAGGAGAAACGCAAGGAUAGGAAACUGUGGCUGAUCUUCGCCGUCAUCACGGGUUGGACCGUCAUGGGCUACAUGCUUUACCUCAUCCAGACGACUGAGGCCCCGACUCACAAACUUUGGAACCCCUACGAUAUCCUGGGCAUCUCCGAGUCGGCUACCGAGAAGCAGAUCAAGAGCACCUACAAGAAGCUAUCUCUCAAGUUCCACCCCGACAAGGCCAAGCCGGACCCGGCCAAGAACGAAACCAUCGACGACCUGAACGCGCGCUACGUCGAAAUCUCCAAAGCCUACCAGGCAUUGACAGACGAGGACGUCCGCAACAACUACAUUCAGUACGGCAACCCGGAUGGAAAGCAGGGAUACAGCAUCAACAUUGCGCUGCCCAAGGUCAUUGUGUCGGACGGCAACGGCAAGUACGUCGUGCUGCUCUACUCGGUGCUCUUCGGCGUUCUCUUGCCCUACGUGGUCGGGUCUUGGUGGUACGGCACGCUCCGCCGCUCUAAGGAGGGCGUCCUGAUGGAGAGCUCCAACCGGCUGUUUCGCGAGUAUAAGGAUAGCAUCGAUGAGGGUGGCGUUGUGACGGCUCUGAGUACAGGAAAGGAGUUCGAGGAGCUCUUUAAGGGAGACAAGGCCGAUUCGGGCCUGUCCAAGGUGGAAUCCAGGAUCCUAGCUGAGGGCGAGCUCACCUCUCUCGCCGGCGGUCUUUCUCUUAAGGAUAAGGAGAAGCUGGAGGAUCUCGAGAGCGGCCCGCAACGAAAGGCGCUGGCGCUGCUGUGGGCAUAUCUCGGCCGGAUCGAGCUCGACGACCCCGAGCUGAACAAGGCCAAGUUCGCCGUCGCUCCCAUCGCGCACUCGCUCACUAAGGCCUUCAACGCCAUCGCGCUCGCCUACAUGAACACAGGCCCUCUCCUGGCGUCUUACUAUGCCAGCCAGAACAUCAUUCAAGCCGUCCCUCCCAGGUCGUCACCCCUACUUCAGCUGCCCCACUUCACCCCGGCCGUCGUCAAGGCAGUCGAGGGCGACUCGCGGGUCCACACCAGCCUUCAAGGCUUCAUGGAUAGGCCGGACGCGAAGCGGCGUAGUCUUGUGGUUGGCAACGACCUCCUUACCGAGGAGCAAUACCGCGAGGCCAUCACCGUGGCCAAGCAGCUCCCUUUCCUGCGCGUCGCCAAGGCGUACUUCAAAGUCACGGGCGAACGUUUUAUCAUUCCCUCGUCCCUGGUGACACUCGUCGUCAAGGGCCGCUUCGUGCCGCCCGGCAGCGAGAACGUGCCCGAGAUCAACCCGGCCGACCUGGAAGACAUCGACCCGGCCGAGGACGACCUGGACGCCCUCUCGGGCCGCAAGACGCGCAAGCUGGUCGGCAAGGACGAGAAGACGGGCAAGCCCAUCUACGAGACCUCGGAGACGGAGCUCGUGGCGCCGCCGCUGGCGAAUGCGCCGUACUUUGCGCGCGACCAUAGCCCCCGGUGGCACGUCUUCUUGACAGAUUCCAAGCAAGGGCGCGUCGCGGUGCCGCCGUUCACGUUUGCGCAGUUUGACCGCCCCGUCUUGGAGGCCGACGGCAGGACGCCGACGUUUGCCAUGCAGACGCUCAAGGCGCAGUUCCAGGCGCCGCCGCAGGCCGGGCACUACACGUUCGUUAUGCACGUGGUGUGUGACAGUUAUGUGGGAUUCGAUACCAAGAUGGAGGUGACGCUCAUUGUGGAGGAGGCGAGCAAGGCGGCCGAGAUGGAGGUUGAGGAUGAGAUUAGUGAGCCGGAAGAGGAUUCCAUCGCGGGCAUCAUGCACGCUGCCAAGGGCGGCCAGCCGAAGCGGAGGAAACCACAGGUCGAGGAGGACGACUCGGACGAGGAGAGCGGGACGGACGACGAGGAUGAUGAUACCAGCGCGACAAACACGGAUACGGAGCCGGAAAACUAGAUUGGCGUUUUCUUGUUCAUAAGUACAAGUUAGGGUUGAUUGGCUAUGCAUGCUGUGGUAAUUGUACAUAUUGGCGUUUCCUGUUGCUAUGAUGGACUGGUGUGCGCCGUGGUUGAGAAGUAAAGCAAAGCAUCUACCGAUCCGUAUCCCUGAAAUCUGUCAAUUCCUGGAGCAUUAUUUCUGUGUGGAUAGCGUCAAGUUGGUUUGCUCAUGGAUAAGAAUAGAGAGAACUCUCGUA
Molecule: messenger RNA, 2647 nt
Organism: Parathielavia appendiculata
Lineage: Eukaryota; Fungi; Ascomycota; Sordariomycetes; Sordariales; Chaetomiaceae
Exons: 2
Coding region: 295-2409 (704 amino acids)
Biological process (GO): post-translational protein targeting to endoplasmic reticulum membrane; SRP-dependent cotranslational protein targeting to membrane
Cellular component (GO): Sec62/Sec63 complex
Molecular function (GO): transmembrane protein transporter activity; RNA binding
Source: RefSeq, a predicted model, not a curated record